Molecule: messenger RNA, 1482 nt
Organism: Symbiodinium natans
Lineage: Eukaryota; Dinophyceae; Suessiales; Symbiodiniaceae
Source: the annotation of a GenBank genome assembly
AUGGAGAUUCUGCUCGUUGCGAGUCUUCUCUGCACGGCAUCGGCCCUGAACGUGAUUGUGGUUGGCGCAGGGGCUGGCGGCCUGGGUGCUGCGAAGCGCUUGCAAGACAAUGGGCACAGCGUCACUUUGCUGGAAGGCAGAGAUCGCAUAGGCGGACGCACAUGGACCAGCAAAGCCACCGGCUUUGCCGUGGACCUGGGGGCCAGUUGGAUUCACGGGGCAGGCCCGACCAAUCCGCUGACGCCCUUCGUUACGGAGUUCGGAAUUGCCACGCGAGAAAGUGCUGAUGAACAGAGAUGCCGCUACGACAAGGAUGGCUACAAGUACAACAGCCAGAACUUGGCCUCCUUCGACUCGUCCUGCUGGGGUCCCGAGAGUGGCGGGUACGGGAGCCUCGACACGACGGGCACGAUGGAAGCCGCCCUGAGGAGCUACGACGCGGCAUUCUUCAACACCGUGGAAGGCGAGAUGUGCCUUGCCGGCUGGGAUUUCAACCAAGCUUCGACACUCGAUUUGGUCAGUGCCGCAAACGAGGCCAUCAAUCAGGUCACUAACUCCGCCGGGGGCCCUGAGCUGCUCUUCAUCGAUGGCUACAACACCAUCACUGGCAACCUCACAGCGCAAUUUGAAGCGGCUGGGGGCACCGUUGUGAUGAACGCCACGGUGACUGAGGUGAGCUACUGCACUGGCUUCAAGCAGGGCGGAGUCGUGCCAGCCUGCGCGGCGAAGGUGUCCGCCGUGGAAACUGGAGGCACCGCUGUCUCAGAGUAUUCGGCGGACGCGGUGAUCGUUGCCGUGCCUUUGGGCGUCUUGCAAGCGGAUAAAGUGAAGUUCACCCCGCCGCUCCCGGCUUCCCACGCGGACGCGAUUGGGCGCAUGCAGUUCGGUGUCGUCAACAAAGCCGUGGCCGUUUUCGACACGGACUUCUGGUCUUCGGGAUGUGGCAACGAAUUGAUGCUUGCAAUCAACCAGCAGAAUGCCAACAUAGACAGCCGAGGCAUGUUUCCUUACUUCAUGAACACCAACAAGCACUGGACAGGAACGAAUGCUUUGCUGGGCUUCGCGGUUGGAAGGUAUGCCAUCGCAUCGGAGCAGAAGACAGAUGCGCAAGUGGAGGCUGACUUUAUGUCCAGGAUCCGGCAGCAGUUUCCGAACGCUCCCAACCCCACCUACUUCAUGCGAACGAAGUGGGGAUCCGACCCCUUCGCCCAUGGAAGCUACACCACUCCUGCAGGUCUCAAUGCUCGGAUGGAUGAGAUGAGGAUUCUCAGCGGGGCCGUAAGUGCUUCCCUGACACUUGCUGGAGAGCACACCCAUCCCAGCUGGGCUGCUACUGUGCACGGAGCUUACCAAUCCGGCCUGCGCGCAGCCGAUGAUAUUAUGAGCGGGACGGCAACAGGUUCAGGUGAUGCCAGCUACUGCAUUUCCUCUGCAGGUGUUUUCGUUCUGGCGGUCUUGUACAGGCUUUCCGAGUGCUUUUGA